Messenger RNA from Apodemus sylvaticus (European woodmouse), 1829 nucleotides. RefSeq names its product poly(A) binding protein interacting protein 1 (gene Paip1). Gene Ontology annotation, biological process: regulation of translational initiation. The record is from RefSeq and is a predicted model, not a curated record. The coding region runs from base 81 to 1532 and encodes 483 amino acids. NCBI's taxonomy places the organism in Eukaryota, Metazoa, Chordata, Mammalia, Rodentia, Muridae. Gene Ontology annotation, molecular function: protein binding; RNA binding; translation activator activity. The transcript is spliced from 11 exons.
CAGUGCCAGGCGGCCCGCGGCGCCUCCUGCGCGUCCUAUUCGGAGCAGCGGCGGCGGCCCCCCGUUGGAGAGCAAGGAGCAUGUCGGACAGUUUCGAUCGGGCUCCAGGUGCUGGUCGGGGCCGGAGCCGGGGCCUGGGCCGCGGAGGGGGCGGGCCUGAGGGCGGCGGGUUCCCGAACGGAGCGGGGCCUGCGGAGCGGUCGCAGCACCAGCCGCCGCCGCCGCCGCCGCAGCCCAAAGCCCCGGGUUUCCUGCAGCCGCCGCCGCUGCGCCAGCCCAGGACCGCCCCGCCGCCAGGGGCCCAGAGCGAGGCCCCCGCCGGCUCCGCGCGGCCUCCCCGGCCUGGGGCGCUCCCAGAACUACCGAGGCCCCAGAGAGCUCCACCUAGUUCACAGGAGAAAAUCCCACAGCAGAACUCGGAGUCAGCAAUGGCUAAGCCCCAGGUGGUUGUGGCUCCUGUGUUAAUGUCUAAGCUGUCUGCGAACGCCCCCGAAUUCUACCCAUCAGGUUAUUCUUCUAAUUAUACAGAAUCCUAUGAGGAUGGUUGUGAGGAUUAUCCCACUCUAUCAGAAUACGUUCAGGAUUUUCUGAAUCAUCUUACAGAACAGCCUGGCAGUUUUGAAACAGAAAUUGAACAGUUUGCAGAAACCCUGAAUGGAUGGGUCACAACAGACGAUGCUUUGCAAGAACUUGUGGAACUUAUCUACGAACAGGCUACGUCUAUCCCAAAUUUCUCUUACAUGGGAGCUCGCCUGUGUAAUUACCUGUCCCAUCAUCUGACAACUAGCCCACAGAGUGGCAACUUCCGCCAAUUGCUACUUCAAAGGUGCCGGACGGAGUAUGAAGCUAAAGACCACGCUGCAAAAGGGGAUGAAGUGACCCGAAAACGAUUUCAUGCGUUUGUUCUGUUUCUGGGAGAACUGUAUCUUAACCUGGAGAUUAAAGGAACAAAUGGACAGGUUACACGAGCAGAUAUCCUUCAGGUUGGUCUUCGGGAACUUCUGAAUGCUCUGUUCUCUAAUCCUAUGGAUGACAACUUAAUUUGUGCAGUAAAAUUGCUAAAGUUGACAGGGUCAGUUUUAGAAGAUACUUGGAAGGAAAAGGGGAAAACUGAUAUGGAAGAAGUAAUUCAGAGAAUUGAAAAUGUUGUCCUAGAUGCAAACUGCAGCAGAGAUGUGAAACAAAUGCUCUUGAAGCUUGUUGAACUUCGAUCAAGUAACUGGGGCAGAGUUCAUGCAACUUCCACAUACAGAGAAGCUACCCCAGAAAAUGACCCUAACUACUUCAUGAAUGAACCAACGUUUUAUACAUCUGAUGGUGUUCCUUUCACUGCAGCGGACCCAGAUUACCAAGAAAAGUAUCAAGAAUUACUUGAAAGAGAGGACUUUUUCCCAGAUUAUGAAGAAAAUGGAACAGAUUUAUCAGGGGCUGGUGACCCAUAUUUGGAUGAUAUCGAUGAUGAGAUGGACCCAGAGAUUGAAGAAGCUUAUGAAAAGUUUUGUUUGGAAUCAGAGCGCAAACGAAAACAGUGAAGUUAAAUUUGAGGAUAUCUGGGGUUUUUUUUUUUUUUUUUUUUUUUUUUUUUUUUUUUAAAGUUUAGGUAUGGUGAUUUAGCAGAACACAGGAAAGCAAGAAACUGUGUCAGACUUAUACCAAAUUAAGGAUUUUGAGUUAUGUUACUAAUGUAUGCAACUUUAAUUUUGUUUAACACUACCUGCCAAAAUAAACUUUAUUCCCUGUAACUUAAAAUGUGUAUAUAUAUAUAAUAGUUUUAUUAUGUACAGUUAAUUCUACUGUUUUGGCUGCAAUAAAAUCGAUUUUGAAAUAAA